Messenger RNA from Harpia harpyja (harpy eagle), 5502 nucleotides. It is a transcript of the gene TIE1, whose product is annotated as tyrosine kinase with immunoglobulin like and EGF like domains 1. Lineage: Eukaryota; Metazoa; Chordata; Aves; Accipitriformes; Accipitridae. Gene Ontology annotation, biological process: protein phosphorylation; multicellular organism development; cell surface receptor protein tyrosine kinase signaling pathway. Gene Ontology annotation, cellular component: signaling receptor complex. The coding region runs from base 542 to 4036 and encodes 1164 amino acids. The transcript is spliced from 23 exons. The record is from RefSeq and is a predicted model, not a curated record. Gene Ontology annotation, molecular function: transmembrane receptor protein tyrosine kinase activity; ATP binding; protein binding.
UGCUCCAGAGAGCCCUUCCCACAGCCGUCAGCCACGGGGCUGCACGGAGGGGACAGGAAUGCUGCCACCCGGGCGGGCUGGGGCAUGAGACCCUCUGCACGGUGGGCGAGGAGGGGGGGUUGGGACACCUCCCGGCUGGCCUGGGGGCUCAGCGUGGCUCGGGGAGCCCUGAGCACGCAGCCCUAGUCCUGGAAGGGUGGGCGCCUGUUCCCCGGGAGAGCUGCCGCCGGGCAGGGGACCUCAGUGGCCCCUUCGCCAUCAAGUUCCCCUCCUGAGCGGCCGGGUGGCCACCGAGCAAGCGUGGACGGGGACAUCUUCCUCGCCGUGCCCAGGCUAUGCGCCAGAGGAGGUGGUCCUGGCUGCCGUGGAUGCUGAGCAGCAGGGCGGAGGCAAGAUGGGGGGCAAGGGCAGGGAGCAGGGGUCCUGAGCUGCUGCUCAUGUGGAGCCUCUAGGCAGCUGCAGCCUCCAGGUCUGACCCCCGUGACUGGGACAUGCUGGGGAUUUUCUGACCUCUGCCAGAUUCAGGACACGCUCCAAGGACAUGGGACUCCAGGUUUAUCUUCUGCUUCUCCUCCCACGGCUGGCAGGGGCCAUCCUGGACAUCACCCUGAUCGCCAACGUGCAGAGCCUGUCCCACUCCGACUUCUUCCUCUCCUGUGUCAUGGGGGAGCGCGACGUGAGCUAUCUGCAGAUCGAGCGGGAGAACAAGAUCGUGAUGACACACCCCAAGACGGGCUUCCAAAACUACCGCAACCGCAGCAACCAUGUCCAGGCCAGGGGCUUCUCCAUGGCUGACCUGGUGGGGAUCCUCUACUGCCUGGGCCGCACCCCGACCGAGCAGGCCCAGGUGGUCUACGUGCACAACAGCCACAACGCCCACCUCUUCCCAGUGAAGGCCACACAGUCUGUGAACAUCGCCGAGCCGGCCACCUUCUCUGCCAGGGUCCUCAAGAGGAAGGAGACGGACGUUAUGUGGAAAAGAAAUGGCACCUACUACCAGACCACGGACCGGAGCGAGGUGCGGGGUGACCUUGUCACCCUGACACUCCCCAAUGUCAGCGUGAGCGAAAAUGGCGUCUACAGUGCCACAUUCAUGGGGGACAGCCCUCUGUGGAGUGCCUUCUACCGCCUGAUCGUGAGAGCCUGCCCUGCAAAGAAAUGGGGACCGUCCUGUGAGAAGGACUGUCCUGACUGUCUGAAUGGCGGCGUCUGCCACGACCAUGUUGGCGAAUGUGUCUGCCCUCCCGGGUUCAUGGGCACCCGCUGCGAGCGAGCCUGCCGGGAAGGCCAGUUUGGCCGCAACUGCCAGGAGACGUGCCAGAGAGCCCAGGGCUGCAGGGGGCUGAGCUUCUGCCUGCCGGACCCCUACGGCUGCUCCUGCGCCUCGGGCUGGACUGGCUCCCGCUGCAGCCAAGCCUGUCCCCCAGGAUACUAUGGCCCCGACUGCGCCCUGGGGUGCGCCUGCCGAAAUGGAGGCAGCUGUAACCGCUUCAGCGGCUGUGUCUGUCCAGCGGGCUGGCAUGGGCAGCACUGUGAGAAGUCAGACCGGUUCCCCCAGAUCAUCCAACUGGCCUCGGAGCUGGAGUUCAACCUGGGCUCAGAGCCCAUAGUCAGCUGCGUGGCUACCGGCAACCCACUGCCCGCCAGCGACAGUGUGGAGCUGCGCAAGGCUGACGGGACUGUGCUCAAGCUUAUCAAAGCCAUUAUCGAGCCAGGGCAGAUCACCUGCGAGUUUCAGGUGCAGCGCCUGACGAAGGCAGACACAGGGCUCUGGGAGUGCCGGGUCUCUACGACUGGGGGCCAGGACAGCCGGAAAGUCAAGGUCAAUAUCCGAGUGCCACCAGCACCCCUGAGCCCCCCCCGGCUGCUGGCCAAGCAAAGCCGCCAGCUCGUGGUGUCGCCCGUGGACUGCUUCUCUGGUGAUGGACCCAUCAUCUCCAUCAAGCUGCUCUACAAGCCCAAGGAUGACACCUCAGCAUGGUCAUCCAUUGUGGUCGACAACAGCGAGAACAUCACGCUCAUGAACCUCCGGCCGGUGACCGCCUACAUCGUCAAGGUGCAGCUGAGCCGUCCAGGGGAUGGUGGGGAGGGCAGCAAGGGGCCUGAGGCUGUCAUGGUGACCGAGUGCCUUGAGCCCACAGUCAAGCCUGUGAUCGAAGGUUGGUCCAUAGAGGAGAAAAACACCCUUCACGUCAACUGGAAAUUGCCAAGUAACCACGAGCCAGCACACGGCUUCAUCGUCCACCUCUUUGACUCCGCAAGGCGGCUGGUCUGUGAGAAAAAUAUCACAUCCAUCUCUGUGCUCUCUGCCCGCAUUGGGGACCUGGAGUUCAACAAGGAGUACGGGCUGGAGGUGCUGGUGUACCACUGUGCCAGCCUGGGGCCCCCCUCCGACCUCUACAAGGUCAUGAUCAACAGCAAAGGGCCCUCCUCCCCACGGUUGCUCUCAGCAGAGUCCGUGUCCGACACCGCCGUCAGGCUCUCCUGGCAGGUCCCCGAGUACCCCAACGGGGGCAUCACCAAGUACAUCGUGGAGCUGCAGCAGGUGGGGGGCACCAGCGAGCCCCAGUGGAUUGACACCGACAGUGGCGCCGAGACGACCAAGAUCGUCGGGGGCCUCAACGCCAGCACCAGCUACCAGUUUCGCGUCCGUGCCAACUCCCAUGUCCCAGGGGAAUGGAGCCAGCCCGUGAAAGCCAAAACCCUGGGGGAUGGAGCGCUGAGCGUGCCGCCCAGCCUGGGCAGCCAGAGCACCGAGCAGGCGGGAAUAGACCAGCAGCUGCUCUUGGCCAUCGUUGGCUCCGUGUCCGUCACCUGCCUCACCAUCCUCUUUGCCCUUCUGGCACUUUUCCUCAUCAAGAAGAAUUUUUUCCACCGGCGCCGCACCUUUACAUACCAGUCUGGCUCGGUGAGUGCCGCCUGCCCUGCCAGGACCGUAUCCCCAGCUCCCCACGUCCCAGCCCGAUCCAGGUCACGCUCCGUAGCCUCCAGUCCGGAUGCAGCCAGACCUCACUUCCACACGGAGAGGGGGGAAGAGACCAUCCUGCAGUUCAACUCGGGGACCCUGACCCUGACACGCCGGCCUAAGCCACAGCCUGAGCCCCUCAGCUACCCCAUCCUGGAGUGGGAAGACAUCAAGUUUGAGGACAUGAUCGGGGAGGGCAACUUUGGGCAGGUCAUCAGGGCCAUGAUCAAAAAGGAUGGCCUGAAAAUGAAUGCAGCCAUCAAGAUGCUGAAAGAGUUUGCCUCAGAGAACGACCAUCGUGACUUUGCCGGGGAGCUGGAGGUGCUGUGCAAAUUGGGCCAUCACCCCAACAUCAUCAACUUGCUGGGUGCCUGCGAGAACAAGGGCUACUUGUACAUCGCCAUUGAGUAUGCUCCCUAUGGAAACCUCCUCGACUUCCUCCGCAAAAGCCGAGUCUUGGAGACAGACCCAGCCUUUGCCAAGGAGCACGGCACCGCCUCCACCCUCACCUCCCAGCAGCUCCUCCAGUUUGCUUCAGAUGUGGCCAAGGGGAUGCAGUACCUGAGUGAGAAGCAGUUCAUCCACAGGGACCUGGCAGCCAGGAAUAUCCUGGUGGGAGAAAACCUGGCCUCCAAGAUUGCCGACUUUGGCCUUUCCAGAGGGGAGGAGGUCUAUGUGAAGAAGACGAUGGGCCGCUUGCCAGUUCGGUGGAUGGCCAUCGAGUCCCUGAACUACAGCGUGUACACCACCAAGAGCGAUGUGUGGUCAUUCGGUGUCCUGCUCUGGGAGAUCGUCAGCUUGGGGGGUACGCCGUACUGCGGGAUGACAUGUGCCGAGCUCUAUGAGAAGCUGCCCCAGGGCUACCGCAUGGAGAAGCCACGCAACUGUGACGACGAGGUGUACGAGCUGAUGCGGCAGUGCUGGCGCGACCGCCCCUACGAGCGCCCACCCUUCGCCCAGAUCUCCAUGCAGCUCAUCCGCAUGCUGGAGGCCAGGAAGGCCUACGUGAACAUGGCCCUGUUCGAGAACUUCACCUACGCGGGGAUCGAUGCCACUGCCGAGGAGGCAUGAGGCUGCGCUGGCACCGUGCAGAGGGGCAACGCUGGCCCCAGCCUGCUGGGACAGUGCUGUGGGGACGAGGGGCUGCCCGUCCCCCUCCAGGGCCGAGUGGCCAGACGCCGGUGCCCCUUCCCAAGAGUGCCUUCCCCGCAGCAGGACUGUGCCAUCCCCUCCCUGGCUGCCCACCCAGCGUGUACUGGCCAUGCUGGCACAUCACUGACUAUCGACACGGCCCCAUGCUGCUGGGGGACAUGCUGGGAUGGCCCCCAAGGACAAGCAGCAGCGGAGUGCAGCAGAGCGGGCAGGAGAGGGGCUCUCUCAGGAGCUAGGGUGCUGCCACCUGAGCCCAUGGACACAAAUACCCAAGCUUUGGGGCGAGAGGGGAAGCAGCGAGCCGGCAGCUGCCUGCCCUGCAGCUCUCAGCGUGCUCUGGACCUGAAGCGGUGCCAGCGGGGCUGUGAGCAUCACUGCCGGCGCGGGACAGGGCCACCCCGGAGGUGCAAACGGACAAGGGACAGUGUUGGCUGUGCACAGCCUCCAGCUCUGCAGUAACCUUUUGGAGGUGCCAGCCCUGCCUUACAGACAAUAAACGUAGUGCAACAGGCAGCUGGGUCCGGAGGAGGGGAGGUGGGGACCCAGCUCCGCCUCCCUGAUGGCACGGGGAACAGGAUGGGGGCCUCGAUGGUCUGCUGCUGUGGUGGGCACUCCUUGGGAUCCUGUCCCCAUCGGGGUCCUUUGAUGAUCCCCAGGGAUGCCCCAGUGCCCCCAGACAAGCCCCAAGUCUUAUCAUGCCAUGGGGAUGGGUUUUCUUAAUAUCCAAUUGGAAUCUGCCCCCUGCAGUUUAAGACUUUGUCCUGUCCCUAAGGGAUACGGAGAACAGACUAUGUCCUUCCUUCACACAGCCACCUCUCGCAUGCUUGAAAACUGUUCCUGCAGCUUCCCCUCAGUUGGCCGCUCCUCUGGGGAUGGCCCCGCUACUCUGGCCGGUCCCUGUGGGGCUGUGCAGCUCCGCACCCUUCCCACCCUGGCCAGCCGGCGCCCACCCAGCACUGUGCUGAGCCAUCGGGUAACUUCCCACGUCUUGCACAGGGACCAUCAUGGUCGACCAGCCUGCUUGAACACAUGCCAUUGGGGUGAUUCUCUUUCGCAUGCCGGUCCCUCAAAGAUUGCCUGGGCUUUGCGCUGACCCUCCCAUGGGAGCUCCUGCCCCACGCUGUGGUCCCUCAUCCUGCACUGCUGCUGUUUGUUAUGCUGACAGUGGGUGGGCUUCAUCUCUGUUGGCCUCAGCUUGCUAAGCCCUUGGCGUACCAUCCAGCUGCCCAUCUAGCCAUCUUCCACAGUCCGCGGGAAGCAAGGGCUGCUGCUCUGGAGCCCAGUAUCCCAGCUGAAGGCAGGGGCAUUUGCAUUUGCCCUUCUGGGCAAGAGUCAUUUUUCCCCAGAAGGUGUUUCAACCCUGUCAAUACCAUUUUGAUUUCCCA